This is a messenger RNA of Eimeria necatrix, 5784 nucleotides long. RefSeq lists its product as hypothetical. The transcript has 7 exons. The coding region runs from base 1 to 5784 and encodes 1927 amino acids. Lineage: Eukaryota; Apicomplexa; Conoidasida; Eucoccidiorida; Eimeriidae. The record is from RefSeq and is a predicted model, not a curated record.
AUGCUGCCUGUGGGGGGCCCCCGGGGGCCCCCCCUGGUGGGGCCCCCCGAGCUGCUGCAGUGGGCAGCAGAGGCCCUGGGGGAGCCCGCGGGCUCUUUGGACUUUUCUUCUUUUGCUUCUGGCGAAGUUUUGCUGCGGCUCUUUGGCCUCAUAUGGCCGCGGGCCGUGCGCGAGCUCCCCCCCCGCCUCGCCCGCGGCUUGCUGCUGCAGCAGCAGCAGCAGCAGCAGCAGCAGCAGCAGCAGCAGCAGCAGCGGGGGGAGGAGGCGGCGGCGGCGAACUGGCGCGCCAUUGAGUGGGUGCUCGACCGCGUGGGAGUGCCGCAGCACUUCGUCAGCCGCUCCCUGGUGGCCCCCAGCAGCAGCAGCAGCAGCAGCAGCAGCAGCAGCAGCAGCAGCAGCAGCGGCUGCUACGAGGUUUUGGUGCUGCUGUUCUUCCUCUUUUGGCUGUCCAGACACCACGAGUGCGAGUUCGUGCUGCAGCAGUCUGUACACCCCAGCUUAGCAGCUUUUAUGUCUUCCAAAGCCCCCCUUAGCUGCCUCGUGGCUGGCGGCGCUGUUGCGCUGCCUGCAGCAAUUCGCGACAAAAUCAGCAGCAGCAGCAGCAGCAGCAGCAGCAGCAGCAGCAGCAGCAGCAGCAGGAGCAGCGGCAGCAGCGCGGGCGGGGGAGACACGCAGCGGUGGAGUGAGGGGCGCGCGGACAGGGGCAGAAGCAAAGACACAGGCCUGAGGCUCAAGCAGCAGCAGCAGCAGCUGCUGCUGCAGCAGCAGCAGCAGCAGCAGCUGUUGCUGCAGCAGCAGCAAGGUAAAAGGGACGAAAGAGACAACAGCCCCCGAGAAGGCAGCCGCCAGGAGCUCCUGCUGCAGACGCACCUUGAGGCUCAAAACCCAGAACAUUACCUGCUGCAGCAGCAGCAGCAGCUAACGCUGCAGCAGCAGCAGCAGCUGCUGCAGCAGCAGCAGCAGCUAACGCUGCAGCAGCAGCAGCAGCUGCCGGAUUUCGUCGAGGAGCCGUUUAGCGUACCUGCCAUUUACCCGGAUUUCUCGCUUCACCAAGAUGGAGGAGGAACUCCGGCUGCUGCUGCCUCUGCUGCUGCUGCUGCUGCUGCUGCUGCUGCUACUGCUGCUGCUGCUGUGAGCCACCGCUCUCCCUCUGCUGCGCCUCCUCGCGUCGUCGGCGGGGCCUUCAGCAGCGACGGGACGUUCUGCGCAGAAACAGCAGCAGCAGAAGCAGCAGCAGCAGAAGCAGCAGCAGCAGAAGCAGCAGCAGCAGAAGCAGCAGGAGACGCUGCUGCUGGUGCAGCAGCAGCAGCAGAAGCGAGAGAAAGACGGGGAAGCUGCCGAGAGGUGCAUGUGCAGACUGAAGCAGCAGCAGCACCCCUAGCGACUCAGGAGCAGCAGCGGCAGCUGCAGCAGCUGCAGCAGCAGCUGCAGCAGCAGCUGCAGCAGCGGCAGCUGCUGCCUCUCGAGUGGAGCGGGGAGAGCCAAAGGGUAAAGGGCGAGCAGCUAAUAGAGCUGCUGCAGCACCAGAACGAGCUGCUGCAGCAGCAGCUGCAGCGGGCGUCUGAGGAAGCAGCAGCGGUGCAGCGGCUGCAUGCGCAGCAGCAGCAGGAGCAGCAGGCAGCAGCAGCAGCAGCGCUGCAACGCGUCAAGGAGCAGUGCUGCAAUGAGCUGCUGCAGCAGCAGCUGCAGCAAGCAGCAGCAAUUCAAACCAUGUGGAGGCAGCUGGACCUGCGGCUGCGGCAGCUAGAAGAUGAUGUUGCUAUGGACAUCGAGGUUCUCGCAGCAGCAAGCAGCAGCAGCAGCAGCAACAGCAGCAACAGCAGCAGCAGCAGCAGCAGCAGCAGCAGCGGCGCCGGAGUGGAGGCGCCGAAAGGGCCUUCAGCUACCCCCGACGCGAGGGAGCCGCCCGCAACGCCUGCAGCAGCAACAGCAGCAACAGCAGCAGCAGCAGCAGCAGCAGCAGCAGCAGCAGCAGCAGCAGCAGCAGCAGCAGAGCCUGCUGCUGUUGCGAAAGUGAAGAAGCUGGAGGCGGUGAUGGAGGAGCGGCUGCGGGCGAGAGAUGCAGCAAAUGAAGAAGUCCGUUUGCUGCUGCAGCAGACGCAGCAGCAAUGUGCUGCUUUCCGGAGAGAAAGUGAAGCCCGCUGGCAGCAGCAGCAGCGCUGCGAAGAGCUCAAGCAGCAGCUGCUGCAGCUGCUGCACGCCGAGGAAGCAGCAGCAGCAGCCCCAGCAGCAGCAGCAGCAGCAGCAGCAGCAGCAGAGCCGGGUGGCGCUUCGGGCGCGCUGGUCCGCGCAAGCAGCAGCAGCAGCAGCAGCAGCAGCAGCAGCAGCAGCAGCGAUUGGGAUGCGUGUUUUUCUGCAGCCAGGGAGUCGCUGCGUGAGCUGCUGCAGCAGCUGCUGCAGCAGCUGCAGCACAGCAGCCCGCAGCUGCUGCUGAAUUCCCCGCUGCAGCAGCAGCUGCUGUCAGCUUUAAUUCACUCUGUGGCUCUCAGCCGCAUCCAGCGGGCCCGCGACAGCCAAACGAAUUUGCUGCUGCAGCAGCAGGCGCAGCAGCAGCAGCAGCAGCAGCAGCAGCAGCAGCAGCAGCAAGCAGCAGCGGGGGGCCCCCCGGGGGCCCACCCCGCCCUGGGGGGCAGACACGGGGGGGCCCCCGGGGGGCCCCCUGAGGGGCCCCGGGGGGCCCCCGGGGGGCCCCCGGGGGCCCUCGAGAAAAUGGGAAAAGAGCUGCUGCUGGAGGAGACAGUUCGUCGACUGCAGCAAAAGAAUGAAAGGUUGCUGCGGGUUUGCAAUUACUUGAGAGACAAAGGGAAGCAAAUGCAGCAGUGGGGAGCAGCAGCAGCAGCAGCAGCAGCAGCUGCUGCUGCGGGCGCAGCAGCGGAGGGGCAGCAGCAAGGACCCGCAGCAGCAGCAGCAGCAGCAGCGGCGGAGGCGGCGGCGAAGGGCGAGCAGCAGCUGAGCUGCUUGCUGCUGCAGCAAGACGCUACAGCAGAAGAACGAGACGCAGAGCUGCUGCAGCUCCUGCAAAGCCUCAGCAGCAGCAGCAGCAGCAGCAGCAGCAGCACGCUGCCGUUUGGGGCAGACAGAGAGGGUUACCACUCAGCAGCAGCAGCAGCAGCAGCAGCAGCAGCAGCAGCAGAAACUGAGGGCGACUUUGCUGUUGUCCCUGCAGCCACCAAAGACAGACUUGUUCAGCUCUUUUGGCUCCUCCUUGGGGACUUCUACAGGUUCAAAGCGCGGCUGGAAGAGGGGCGGCAGCAGCUGCUGCUGCAGCAGCAGCAGCUGCAGCAGCUGCAGCAGCAGCAAGUGGAGUUGGAGGCGGCGGCGCAAGAACACGUGGGGCUGCUGCUGCAGGCGAGGGAGCAGCAGCAAAAGGGGCGGGAGGUUUUGCUGCAGCUGCUGCACAAAGCUGACAGCAAGAGAUUCGAAACCAUUCUCGCAGCAGUGAGUUCUGCGGAAGCCCAAAACCGCCUUUUGCAGCAGCGAGAAGCUUUUUGGAGGAGCUUGGCGAAAGCCCUCUCGCAGCAGCUGCAGCAGCCCUCAGCAGCAGCAGAAAGAGCCAUUCAAGAUUUGUGGGAGCAGCUCGCGGGGUCUCAGCUGCUGCUGCUGGACAGCAGCAGCAGCAGCAGCAGCUGCAGCAGCACGGGCGACUCUGCUGCUGCUGCUGCUGCCUUCUUGCUGCAGCAGCAGCAGCAGCAGCAAGAAGGCAGCAGGGCCGGCAAAGAUAGAGGAGACAGCACUUCAAGGUCCUCUGUUUCUCGCCAAGGUCCCGCAGCCUCAGCUGCUGCUGCUGCUGCUGCUGCUGCUGCUGCUGCUGCUAGGCAGCCGGGCAGAUUUGCUGCUCGCUGCAGCAGCAGCAAAAGCCUUACUGCAGCAGCAGCAGCAGCAGCAAAGGCGAGAGGCCGCGGCCCGUCUCCAGCGCAGCGAGAGUACAGCCCCCGAACUGCCGCCGCAGCAGCAGCAGCAAAUGAAGCAGCAGCAGCAGCAACAGCAGAAAACGAAACAGCAGCAGCAGCAGCAGCAGCAGCAGCAGCAGCAGAUCGGUGGAGUACCGACGACGCCUUCUCUCUCUGCCUCAAGGAGAUUUGCUCUCAGAGCGAAACCACAGAGCCCACUUGCUGCAGCAGCAGCAGCAGCAGCAGCAGCAGCAGCAGCAGGAGCUGCUUCUGCGGAGCUUCUCGCGGGCUGCUGCUGCAGCAAGAUGGGGACAGCGAGCCCAUUUGCUGCUGCGCUUUUGCAGCAGCAGAGGCGGGAGAUUCAAAAGGAGACAAAAAGGAGACAGCGGAAGCGCUGCAGCAGCAGCAGCAGCAGCAGCAGCAGCAGCAAAAGGGGGCAGGAGACACGCUUCUGCUGCUGCAGCAGCAGCUGCAGCAAGCAGCAAGGGAGGCCACCGCGCUGCUGCAGCAGCAGCAGCAGCUCGCAGAAGCAGAAGUGGAAGAACUCAGGCGGGAGAAUGAGCAGCUUCUUGAGACCAAGAAAAAACACGAACGGGACGUGCAGGCAGCAGAGGGGCUGCGGAGUUCGCUGUCUGCAGCAGCAGCAGCAGCAGCAGCAGCAAAAAGCAGCAGCAAGCAGCAGCUGCUGGCUCUCCAAAUACAGACCAGAGAAGCAAGACUUAUUAUUGCUGCUGUUGCUGCUGAAGGGGGGCCCCACACCCAGGCUCUUUGUGCUGCCUACCUUGAAGCAGCAGCAGACGCUGCUGCUGCUGCUGCUGCUGCAGCAGACGCCGAUGCUGCUGCUGCAGCAGCAGACACGGGAGAAGCUGCAGCAGCAGCAGCAGCAGCAGACGCUGCUGCUGCAACGGAUGCUGAUUCUGCUGCAGCAGUAACGGACCGUGAAGCAAGGGCCGAUGAAAAUGUGAGUGCAGCAGCAAAGACAGCAGCAGCAGCAGCAGCAGCAAAAGCGCAGAGGCAGCAAAAGCAACAGCAGCAGCAGCCGCAGCACCAGCCUAUAGCAAGCCCCCCAUCUCCCGCAGCAGCAGCAGCAGCAGCAGGCUGGAGCUGCAUGCGGCGUCAAAGCGAAUUCUGCAGCAUAUGGUCUGAAGCAGCAGCAGCAGAAGCAGCAGCAGCAGCAGCAGCAGCAGAAGCGCCAGAAGCAGCAGCAAGUGACACCGACAGCGAGGCCCUCACCCCUCCACUCAAGCAUCUUUUACCUCUCUCAGCCAGCAGCAAAGACACAGCAGCAGCAGCAGCAGCAACAGCAGCAGCAGCAGCAGCAGCAGCAGCAAAGUGGCCGCGCGUAUCUCCCCGCAGCGCUGAGCCCACAGAAGAGACCCGCAGCAGCAGCAGCUGGCGAGGGGCCCUCACAACAGAGGGGGGCCCCCCUUGGGGGCCCCCCUUUGGCAGACCCUUUCCUGGGGGCCCCCCUGCGGAGGGCCCCUCCGUUGGCAGCCCCCAUGGGGGCCCCCAGAGGGGCCCCCAAGCUGGCCCCCAGGAGGGCCCCCAGGGGGCCCCCCAAGCGGGGCCUCAGGGGGGCCCCCCGGGGGGCCCCCAGGGGGGCCCCCAAAGGAGCCCCCAGGGUUGCCCCCAGGGGAGCCCCCAGGGGCGCCCCCAGGGGGGCCCCCAGGGGGGCCCCCAGGGGGGCCCCCAGGGGGGCCCCCAGGGGGGCCCCCAGGGGGGCCCCCGGGGGGCCCCCCGGGAAGCGAGAACGGCGAGCUGCUGCGUAAGAGUGCAGCACGAAGCUGCAAGUGUUGUGGAGUUCGCGGAACUGCUGCGUAAGUUGCAAGGCGAGGACUUUGGCUCUUUUGCUGCCAAGUUCGUUUCUGCCAAAAUCAAAAACUUCUUCGGAUAA